AUGCAUCAAACCCCUCCCUGCCCCUCAUCCCUCCCUGCCCCUCACCCCUCCCUGCUCCUCACCCCUCACUACCCCUCAGACCCUCCCUGCCUCUCAGCACCUCCUUGCCCAUCACCCCUCCCUGCCCCUCAGACCCUCCCUGCCCCUCAGACCCUCCCUGCCCCUCAGUCUCUCCCUGCCCUCCACCCCUCCCUGCCCCUCGCCCCUCCCUGCCCUUCACCCCUUCCUGCCCUCACCCCUCCCUACCCCUUGCCCCUCCCUGCCCCUCGCCCCUCCCUGCCCCUCACCCCGGAACUGGGUCAGGAUGACCCACACAGGAUCAUAAAGGCACAUGGUCAUUUGGACAAAGACUCCCUCGUUUGUCUGAGUGCAGGCAGAGUUUGUAUCACACACCCGGUCCACAUACCAGCGGCAGGUCAAUAG
Messenger RNA from Hyalella azteca, 423 nucleotides. RefSeq names its product alpha carbonic anhydrase 8-like. NCBI's taxonomy places the organism in Eukaryota, Metazoa, Arthropoda, Malacostraca, Amphipoda, Hyalellidae. Bases 1 to 423 code for a protein of 140 amino acids. The transcript has a single exon. The record is from RefSeq and is a predicted model, not a curated record.